AUUCUGACAUCCGUCCUUCACUGGAAGCCGUUUCCGGUUCCGUUCCGCUGGAAGUGCCCCUGCUAAGGAGGCUCUGGCUGCAGGUAUGGGUCAUGGACAUGAGCACCACGGACAUGGGCCUAAGAAGUUGCAUAUACCAGAUUACAGGAUAUGGAAAAUAGAGGGCACACCUCUGGAAGAAGUUCAGGCCAGGCUCGCAAAAAGGGGUUUGAGGGAUCCAUGGUUAAGGAAUGAAGCCUGGAGAUUCAUGGGAGAGUUUUCUAAACCUGCCACAAUAACCCAAGUUCUCUUCAGAGGUUUUAAAUGGGGGUUUCUUGCCUUUGCCGUGUCACUUGGUGUGGAAUAUGCUUUUUUUCCGCCAAAGAAAGACAGUGGUCACCAUUAAAAUAUGAUUAAAAACAUGUUAAA
This is a messenger RNA of Nanorana parkeri, 408 nucleotides long. RefSeq names its product NADH:ubiquinone oxidoreductase subunit B3 (gene NDUFB3). The record is from RefSeq and is a predicted model, not a curated record. Bases 86 to 385 code for a protein of 99 amino acids. NCBI's taxonomy places the organism in Eukaryota, Metazoa, Chordata, Amphibia, Anura, Dicroglossidae. The transcript has 3 exons. Gene Ontology annotation, cellular component: mitochondrion. Gene Ontology annotation, biological process: electron transport chain; mitochondrial respiratory chain complex I assembly.